Messenger RNA from Strongylocentrotus purpuratus (purple sea urchin), 5138 nucleotides. RefSeq lists its product as uncharacterized. The coding region runs from base 21 to 5138 and encodes 1705 amino acids. Lineage: Eukaryota; Metazoa; Echinodermata; Echinoidea; Camarodonta; Strongylocentrotidae. The transcript is spliced from 4 exons. The record is from RefSeq and is a predicted model, not a curated record.
UUCAUUAGCCGGCCAGAAACAUGGAUCCAGGAGAAGGAGGUGAUACCGGAGAACAGCAUGUGGGGGUCUCAGGCGAAUGCUCAAGUAGUUCUUCUACUAUUAAGAGUCAUUUGGAUACUUUUGGAGCUGCUCCGAGCUGCUACAUAUGCCACGAGUCUACAACAGAGGGAAACAAGCUGAUAAAGUUAUGUCAGAAGACCUGGGUAACAAUGAAACGCGCUGCAAGUCAGCGUAAACUUUUGAAAUCCAACACAUACUUUGAAGCGACGCAAAAGAUUAUGGAAUCCACUGAGAUUAUGGACUACAACUGUUUCUAUCAUAGCUGUUGUCACAGGAAAUUCACCGCCGUGAAACGAUCAAGAGAUAGCCAGCAAGCCGAUGAAGAACAACCAGCUAAACGUCAAUGCAUCCAGACCAGACGCUGCAGCGUUAUUCUCAAGUCGGAUCAAGAAGGGCUGCUGAAAGGAACCUGCAUAUUCUGUGGCAAGGGCCGAAAAAAGAAGCAUCAACGAGAAGAACCAAGGUUGAAGAUUGCAACAGUUGGCGGUUGUGAGACGAUAUCUCAGCGGGUUAGAUACUCAAACAACGAACGCAUCAGAAGUCUCAUUUGGAGCGGUGUUGACCUCAUCGCAAAGGAGGCAGAAUAUCAUAAGUCAUGCCGUAUUUCGUUCCUCAAAGAGACUGAGGAUCGAUGUCCCUCUGAAGAUGGUUCGCAUUUUGUAUCUCACAAGAAGGCCUUUGCAUCUACAAUUGCUCACAUCCAAGAUGAAGUAAUUGAGAAGAAACAUACUGUGUUGUUGAGUAGUUUACUUGAAAUGUACAAAAAGGAAUUCAUAGUUAUCGCUGAGAGAAAUAUUCCCUCCUACACAAGCCAAAAUUUGAUGAGAAAAAUUAAAGACCAUUUCAAAGACAACAUCAAGACGGCUCUGGCAGACCAACGGAGAGGAAAUUUCAUCUACUGUUCAGUCCUCUUAGAAGAAGAAGCAAGGGCUCGUCUUGAGGAAGAUUCCAUAAGAUAUGAAGAGGAUAGCAAAGUGAGAUGGGCUGCCCUUCAUCUCAGAUCUGAAAUCUUGAAGGUUCCAAAGACGAAUACACCUAAUCCUGUCACAGUCCAAAACGUGAAGGAGUGCGCUGCAAAGAUACCAGCACAGUUAGAUUUGUUUUUUAGAACUCUCCUUUGUGGUAUGGGAUCGAGUUGCACAGCACAAAAAGAAUCAGUUGAGCGAAAGGUAAAUGCCAUGUCGUCUGAUGCGAUGUACAAUGUGACACGAGGUUCCACAAGACCUUGGAAAAACACAGUGCUUGGUCUAGGAUUAGCAUCACUGACAGGAUGUAAGAUAGCCCUGCAGGUACUGAACAGAUUAGGACACUGUAUAAGUUAUAGUGAAAUCAAAGGAAUUGAGAGUGAGUUUGCCUACUCCGUUGCAGAUGACCAACACGAUGUUCCAGAUGGCAUUGCCCUUCAACCAAACUUGGCAACAGCUAGCGUCUGGGACAACAACGAUGCCAACGUGGAGACGCUGGAUGGAAAAGAGACAUUCCAUGCAACUGUUGGUCACACAUACCAGAACGUGAUAGAAGAUGAUCAGCAAGUCAUUAUCAAUGAACCAGAAUUUCGAGAGGGAAAGAACCGACGUACAUUUGUUGGGAAGGAUCGAGAGAUACCCGAAUUCAGGAAGUCCCUCAAGAAGGCCACAUUUGUCAGCACUGAUGCGGAACCAGGAAGCAUGAGAGCAGUCGAAUCAAUUACAUCCAAGUCGUGCGAUGUCUCUAGUGGAACUGAAAGUUCAGUGCCAGAGUUGACAGCAGGCACCGAUGGAUCAAGUUCUGAUGACUCAGUAUCUGAAAUAAGGACAGCCCUUGUUGAACCAGACAUAUCCUCCCAGUCGACUACAGACUUGGAAGUAGAACCAUGUACUUCAUCGCAUUCUACUUCAUUACAAAGUACAGAAACCAAGUCGAGUUCUGAUGACUCAGUGUCUGAAAUAAGGACAGCCCUUGUUGAACCAGACAUUUCCUCUCGGUCGACUACAGACUUGGAAGUAGAACCAUGUACUUCAUCCCAUUCUACUUCAUUACAAAGUACAGCAACCAAGUCAAGUUCUGAUGACUCAUCCGCAUGUACAACACUCAGUGUGUUGGAUCUAUAUUGGUUUUGGAAACUCAGUGAUGGCAGCACACCCCUGCAUGCAGGAUUCAUGAGCAAGUACAUUCAGGAUUCUUUGCCACUGCAACGAAUUUGCUAUAUGAACCCGAUAUCAAGAUCACCUACAAACAACGAUGUGGUAAGGGAAACGAUGAUCAGAUCCCUGAACGUUGCUAAGGAAACGGGCCAAGAGCAUGCCGUGGUAACCUAUGACUUGGCAGUCGCCUUGAAAGCGUAUUCGAUCCAAACGAUUGAGGCCCCUAUAUUCGACAAACUGUUGAUCAUGCUUGGAAACUUCCACACAGAGCUUGCUCUGUAUGGAGCAAUCGGAACGUUUAUCAAUGAAAGUGGAAUAGAAUUCAUCCUGACGGAGUCCGGAGUGCUGGCAGCCGGAUCUGUGCGCGGAUUUGUGAAGGGCAAAUUCUAUAACAGAUGCUUGAGAAUCCAUGAGCUCCUGGCAAACGUCCUGGAAAAGAAGUUGCACAGCAGAUUUCUUCGUGACUUAAAUGAAGAAGACAGGAUCUCAUUCCAAGAAGUGAUGUCUACAGUACCCGAGGACCCAGAACGAGUUGAAGACCAUCUAUCAGAUUCUGUGGUCACACGUCACAUACAGAUGUAUGAUGACUACUUCAAAGCUGUUCUCAAUGGAAGUCUCGGGAAAACAGCUCAAUAUUGGACAACGUACAUAUUCUUGAUCAAUCGCCUCCACAGAGAAGUUCGGAGAUGCAUCAAGACCAAUGAUGUCGAGGGUUACACAUAUGUCUUCCCAAUUUUGCUGUCUGUGUUCUUCGCCCUCAACAGACCUAACUAUGCCAGGUGGGGAACAUUGUUUUUACAGAAGUUGAAGAGCUGCAACUCAGUGUUCCAUGAGAUUCUCAAGAAGGGUGCAUUUUCCAUCAGAAGAACAGCAAAGAACUACAGCAGGUCCGCCGUCGAUUUGUCUUUAGAACAGACAGUAAACAGAGAUGCCACUUCAAAGAUGAAGGGAAUCGUAUCAUUCCGAAAUUCAGAGAACGCGGUGCAAAGAUGGGCACUCGGAAUGACUCAACGAGCGAUGGCUGUCACCGAACUUAGAACACUUCUUAGUCUAGACAUCAGUGAAAACGCCUCUGUCCAAUCUCGCCCAUCCAGGAUCCAAAAAGAUCAGGAUCACAUGACCACACUGAGUGCAAAGAUAGACGAAACGUGCAAUCCCUUCUCUGAUGACGCCCCGACUUCACUUGUGAAUCUAGCUACAGGGCAAGCAGCUUCAAAGGAGACCACGUCGUAUCUUCUUGAAACAUUGCAAAGGGGACAGGAGGCAAGAGACAAAUUCAGAGAUGAAUGGAACAAGGACAGCGCUCGCUUUCUCAAACCUGUGAAACGGAUCCGUGUGAAGAACUUUGCUGCUCAGAAUGUGAAGCAAAAAACCAAGCUCCCAGCUUCAAUGAAAGCAAAAACAAACGCAGAGAGUCUCAGAGAUAUGUUCAUUCGAAUGAUCGUAGUAAUUGCUCAGAAGACCUCAUUUGAUCUUCGGUACGUUCUUUCUUAUCCAAUUACUACGUACCCAUUGUCACUAGCACACUGCGAUGGAAUGUAUAUGAAGACCAACAAGUCAGCGCUGCUGAGAAGUCUUGAGUCUCUCCAAACAGAAAACAUCUCUGAAGCAGGUGUACUACAGGGUCAUGUAAGGGUCUAUGAUGGUGGACUUCUCCUGCAUUCUGUCCUCUCUCAGACUAACACAGGAGCAUCAUACUCGUCCAUUGCACGAAACAUGGUUUCACUAGUACUUUCUGGAAAGUCUACUGAAGUGCACGUUUGUCUCGACAAAUACGUGGGAAAUUCAAUCAAAGACAGCGAAAGGAAGCUACGUGGCGCACUUGACACAGUGUACGAAAUAACUGGUCCUGAUCAGACAAUACGACAGAGCGGUCAGAAGCUUCUUGCUAAUGGCGUUUUCAAAAACGAACUAGCAAAGUUUCUUCUAAGAGAAUGGGGCAAUGAUCAUCACUCCUACAUCUAUCACGGGAAAACCCUAUUUGCCUCAUAUGGCGGCGAGUGCUACCAAUACACCCCUGACGAGCACAAUCAUAUCAAUGUGUCAAGUCCGGACUACCUGCAAGGUGACCACGAAGAGGCAGACACGUUGAUUGCCUUUCACGUUGAACACAUUGAAGAAGCCAAUAUCAUGGUGAGAGCAUCUGACACCGACGUUCUUGUUAUCCUCAUCGGUGCCCUUGGCAAACAACGCAGAGAGGUACGCGCAAUGAAAAGUGUCAUCAUGGAUUGUGGCAUGGGCAACUCCAGGCGAUACAUAAAUGUGUCCAACAUCACCGAUGUACUUGAAGAUUGCAGACAAGGCCUUCCAAGGGCACUACCUGGAUUCCACGCCUUUACUGGAUCGGACUUCAAUUCCGCAUUCUACAGAAAAGGAAAAACCAAGCCCCUCGAAAUCAUGCAGAAAGACAAAACUGGCAACUACGUGGACCUCUUCAUCAGUAUGGGUAAAGCACAAGAUGAAAGUAUUGAUCUGGAUGUCGCAUCAGAGUUUGUCUGCCGCAUGUAUGGACAACACAAGACUGGGGACGUCAAUGAAGCACGAUACAUCAAACUGAUGCAAAUGACUGGCAAGGUGGACGAGGAGAAUCCACUAGCCCACAUCAAGAAGGUAGACUGCGCCUUGCUGCCACCAUGUCGCCAGACACUUCAGAUGAAGAUUCGCAGGACACAGUAUGUGGCAACCAGUUGGACACGAGCCAGCAACGCCCGUCCUACCGAAGGAAUCUCUCCUACAGAUUAUGGGUGGCAAACGAAAGGUUCCCUCCUAGUACCUAGGUGGUUUGAUGGCCCUGCUAUACCAGAAAAGUUAUUUCCAUGCAAUGAAGAGGCCAUCGAAGCCGAGGAGAGCACUGGGAACAUUGAAGAAGGGAUUGUUGAGGAGCAGAACAAUACCCUAGACUUGUCCUCGGACGAAGCAUGGACUGAGGACUCUGAAUCAGACACAGAAGACUAA